GUCAACUCUUUCCUUUAGAAAUUCUUUUAAAAAUUUCCAAUUUUUUAGAUUCAUUUAAUAAGAUGUUUCCUUUCUCCAUUCAAAACCCAAUUGUUCGUUUUGAAAGCAAUUUUAGACCGGGACAAAUAUUUACUUGGGGUUAUCAUAGAAUUAUUUAUUAUGUUGAAGAUUCUUUUGGUUAUUGGAAUUCUUGUGAGUUUAAUAUAAUAAUUUCUCCAAAUAAAUGUCAAUUACCUUCAAAUAAUUCAAAAAACAAUAAUUCAACAAUUUUUAUUUUAAAUGAAAUGGAUUUGAAAGAAAAUUCUGAAGCAGAAUUUAAUGCAAAAUUAUUUUGUAAAAAUACUGAAUAUAUUUUUAAAAACCAACAGCCAUUUUAUAUUUGUGAUAGAUUGGUUUUUAAAUUAUGUAGAUUUAGAAAAUUAAUUUUCUAG
Messenger RNA from Meloidogyne enterolobii, 431 nucleotides. The record is from the annotation of a GenBank genome assembly. Lineage: Eukaryota; Metazoa; Nematoda; Chromadorea; Rhabditida; Meloidogynidae.